AUGGCGAUUGCCUGUGAAUGCCUCGUGUCUAAGUACAUCAUUCUCAUGACACUCCAAGACCGGAACGAGAAGCUCUUCUACCGAGUGCUGACAUCAGAUGUGGAGAAAUUCAUGCCCAUCGUGUACACACCCACCGUGGGGCUGGCCUGUCAGCACUACGGCCUGACCUUCCGCAGGCCCCGGGGGCUAUUUAUCACCAUUCAUGACAAGGGCCAUCUUGCAACGAUGCUGAACUCUUGGCCAGAAGAUGAUAUCAAGGCCGUGGUGGUGACUGAUGGGGAGCGCAUCCUGGGACUGGGCGACCUGGGCUGCUACGGCAUGGGCAUCCCUGUGGGCAAGCUGGCCCUGUACACGGCGUGUGGAGGGGUCAACCCACGGCAGUGCCUCCCGGUGCUGCUGGAUGUGGGCACCAACAACGAGGAGCUGCUCAGAGACCCCCUGUACAUUGGCCUGAGACACCAGCGCGUGCGCGGGAAGGAGUACGACGACCUGCUGGACGAGUUCAUGCAGGCUGUGACGGACAAGUUUGGAAUAAAUUGCCUCAUCCAGUUUGAAGAUUUUGCCAAUGCCAAUGCCUUCCGCCUGCUCCACAAAUACCGCAACAAGUACUGCAUGUUCAACGAUGACAUCCAAGGCACAGCCUCUGUCGCUGUGGCAGGGAUCCUGGCUGCUCUGCGAAUCACCAAGAACAAGCUCUCCAAUCACGUGUUUGUUUUCCAAGGUGCCGGUGAGGCAGCCAUGGGCAUCGCCCACCUCCUUGUCAUGGCCCUGGAGAAAGAAGGCGUCUCCAAGGCAGAGGCCACGAGGAAGAUCUGGAUGGUGGACUCCAAGGGGCUCAUUGUCAAGGGGAGGAGCCACCUGAGCCACGAGAAGGAGAUGUUCACCCAGGACCAUCCUGAAGUGAACUCCCUGGAGGAGGUGGUGAAGCUGGUGAAGCCCACAGCCAUCAUAGGUGUUGCCGCCAUCACAGGAGCCUUCACGGAGCAGAUUCUGAGGGACAUGGCCUCCUUCCACGAGCGCCCCAUCAUCUUUGCCCUGAGCAACCCCACCAGCAAGGCCGAGUGCACAGCUGAGAAGUGCUUCCGGGUCACUGAGGGCCGAGGGAUCUUUGCCAGUGGAAGUCCUUUUAAGAGUGUGACUCUGGAAGACGGCAGGACCUUCAUUCCCGGGCAGGGAAACAACGCCUAUGUGUUCCCUGGAGUGGCCCUGGGAGUCAUCGCUGGUGGGAUCCGGCACAUCCCAGACGAGAUCUUCCUCCUGACAGCAGAGCAAAUCGCCCAGGAGGUCUCUGAGCAGCAUCUGUCCCAGGGGAGGCUGUACCCACCACUCAGCACCAUCCGAGAUGUGUCUCUGAGAAUCGCCAUCAAAGUCCUCGACUUCGCGUACAAACACAACCUGGCCUCCUACUACCCGGAGCCAAAGGACAAGGAGGCCUUUGUCAGAUCCCUCGUCUACACUCCAGACUAUGACUCAUUUACACUGGACAGCUACACUUGGCCCAAGGACGCCAUGAGUGUUCAGACCGUCUGACAUGGUCUCAGAGGCUGGUGUGGGGCUGACCAUAUAAAUGGGUUCCAAAAUGGCCAUCCUUGUCACUGUGUUUUUCCUUUGAAGUUUCUGUUGUGAGGAGGGAUGCCCAGGCAUGUAGUGAGUGACAGCCUUGUCCCCAAAAGCCUAAGAGUUUUCUAUAACUUUUCUGUAACCCUUCUCUAAUGUCCUUCCCAAGAAUUUCUUCAUUUAUUAAUUGCCAACUGUUGGCUAGAACUUGUGAAAAAUGUAGAAUCCUGCCUAGAACUAUGCCUUUACAGAGCUCGGGGUCUAGUGGAGAUGAGAUAGGGACACAAUUCAUUUUGUCAGAAGGGAGAAAGUUCUAAGUCCGUAAAAGAAGUGCAGCUAAAGGUCAAGGGUGCUCAAAGAAGGGAGAGGAUACAUCCUAUGAGGACAUAAAAACAGGCUUCAGGGGGAGCAGUGUUUGCACUGAGCCCCAAGAGGGAAAGCUGGCUAGGAGUUCCGGGGAAUGAAGAGUGGGAGGGCAGCUACUGACCACCCUCAGAGACACGAGUGCCUGUUGGAAGAAUAGGCUCUGAAGGGCGUGAGGGCUGAGGGGCUGGAGGCAGCUCACUGGUCAGAAAUGGUCACUAUCCUGUGGGCUGUUGAGUGUUAGACAUUCCAUUUGGGUUAUUAUUAAAAGGAAAACUGGAGAAAUGUGGGUGGGGAGGGUCAGCAGACCAAGGAGUGAGGAGGAGAGGCAGUGAGAGGCAAAGCACCGUGGGGAGUUCUUGGGGAGACCUGACUUCAUUUUCCUGGCCCCUCUUCCACCCUCCGUGCUCUGAAGUAAUUGAGCAAACCAGAGCAGUUUUAUUGCAGAAUGGGCUUGGUUGGUCGUGGGUGUCCUUAGACCAAGUCCAGCUGUUGCCUUCACUGCCCUCAUGUCCAACAAAGCCCACCCUGUGGGGUGCAGUGGGAGGCAUAAGCCUGCAGCCUCUGCAUCAGAGCACCUGCUAAACUGCUAAGACCUAUUGCGAUGGCAGCUUGUAGCCUCUAACUUUAUUGUAAAACAGGAAACAGUAAGCCAGGCUUAGAGACCUACCCACCCCUGCUGCCAGCUCAGCCUCAGGACUCCCAGUGCCCACAGUGAAUAGGUCCUAUAGGGCCACCUCUCCGAGCAGGCGAGGUGCACUGCUGACCCUCCAGAAGAGUACUUAGCAGAGACACCCGCCACCCCUUGCCCAGGUCUCAUUCUUCCAACAUCUGCUUCCUCAGUGCUGGUGCUCAGCCAAGAAGAUACUGAGGAAACUUCCCUGUCCUCCAAUUCCUGGGCUCACAGAGAAUGAGAAACUCUUAAGAAGGUGUAAAGAGCAAAGCUGGAAUCCAAACACCAAGGAAACUUUUAUUUAACACUCUCUGUUCAACAUCCUGUCCCACCUACAUUUCUUUCAUACUCAACAUAAUUGAAAAGAAAAAUAGUAGGGAACAAUGAGACAAAAUCAGGUUCUUUGAAAAGAUCAACAGUACCAAAAGUUAGCUAUACUGACCAACACAAAAAGAAAAAAAAUACAAAUUACAUUUCCUUUGUUCCAACCACACUGAACACUUUGCUGGCAUUAAACACCUGCACUUUCAGGCCUGUGCCUUUGUACAUGCUUGGUCUCCACGUGGAAACUCCUUUCCUCUGCUUCCCUUCCUUUUAUCAAUUAAAUUUCAGUCGACCCCAGCUUUCUGCCUGGAGACAGCAUUCAUCCUUGGCGUUCAAAUGCAAUGGGCUCCAAGAAGUCUUCCCGGACAGAGUUAAUGAUUACAUUAGGGAUCAACAACAGGGAGAAUAAAUGGGAAAUUAUCAACUAUUUGAAAAUUAAACAGUACACUUCUAAACCCAUGGGUCAAAGAAGAUAGCACAAGGUAAAUUAUAUAAGUUGAACAAAAAAUAUCAGAAUUAAUGAGUUGUCGCUAAAGCAGGGCUUGGAGGGAAAUUUUAUAGUUUUAAAUGCCUAUAUCAGGAAAAAAAGAAAAGUCUCCAAGCAAUAUAAUAAACUUCCUCCUUAAGAAACUAGAAAAAGAAAAGCAUACUGAAUCCAGAGCAAGCAGAAAUUAGAGCAGAAAUCACAGACCUAUAGCUAGUAAAGAAAUUGAAUUAAUAAUUUAAAAUCUUCCCACCAAGAAAAUGCCUGGACCAGAUGCCUUCCUUGGUGAAUUUUACCCAACAUUUAAAAUAGAAAUAGUGACAAUCUCUCACAAAUCCUUUCAGAAAUAUCGAGGAGAGAACACUUCCUAAGUCAUUCUGUGAAACUGGUAUUAAAACCAGAUUUAAAACAACACAAGAAAAAUACAGACCAAUAUCUUCCUGAAUAUAGAUGCAAAAUCCUGAAUAAAAUAUUAGCAAACAUUUUACUAGAAAUAUUUCAUAGUCCCCUCCCAUUCUGUCCUCAGGCUCUCCUGAGGUUGCAUCUCAAGACUAAACGUUAAAUUAACUGUAAAACUUUUUUGUCUGAAGACACUACACAUGUGCUUCUGUACAAUGUGCAUUUUACAUGAACUUUCAGCCAGAGAUUUGUGAUUUUUCAAACUGAAAUUUUCGUAACAGUACAAAAUGAGAUAUAUAGAAAGACAUUAAAUAAUCACUGUAUGUCCUGGUAAGAAUCCAGUAAAAUCAAUUGUUGCAGCAACGUGAUGCAUACUGGUCUGCACGUGGGGUGGUAAACCUAAGAGAGCAAAUAACUGUAUAGACCUUACUUGAAAUGUUUGAAAUGACUGAAGGAAUAAACCACAUGGGGUUUACAGUGCUAUUCAUAAUUUCUAGGACUUUAAUUUUGUAUGAUACUAAAAAUAUACAAGCAUAGUGCUAGGUAUUUUGGCACUAAAUCUCUCAAUUUCUUACAUACUGUUUCUGGCAUGAGAGUAAUAGCAAGCCCAACAUGGAGCAAUUCUGUUAAGCAUGUGGCUUUUCAAAAUCCCCUAUGGAAGCUUCAUUAGACUUGUCAUUCUUUAAGCCUAUAUUUAGGCCAAUAUGUACUAUCAAUUAAGUCCUGUUUCAAGUUCCACUUCCAAGGCAAAAGCAUCAGGCAGGCAAACAGUUACUGAAUGCAGCAAUUUUAUGACCAGGAGUCUUUGUAGUGAACCACGUUUUAGAUUGAUUUCUCCAAAUAUCAAAGUUGCUUGCUGUUAAAUAUCGCCACCACUUUCGUCUUACUGUAUUGCAUCUCCAUUUUUCAUUCCACCUUUGACUAAUGCUAGGGCAACAGGUGCUGGACUUCUCCCAAGACCUGGAACACAAGAAACAGCGAUACAACUGCCAGGUUCUUCGUGAAAUUUAAUGCUUAUGAGACUUAACCAGUCAUCAACAAACGGGUUAGUCAGUGAGGAAUCAUCGUUAAAAGGCCAAUCCAGAACAUGGUUGCCUUCUUUCUCCACAAGAGCAGUGUCCUGAGUUGCCUCAGAUAGUACUACUAUUGUGGUAACUCCGUAUUUCUUAAGUUCCUCUAUAAAUUUAAGGUUGUGCUGGUUGGAUAGUGUUAUAAGAAAUCUCAUGUUGCUGUAUGUGACUUCCACAGAGCCCCGGUGGUUCAUUGGAGCCAUGUUAAUUCAGUUAAGAAAAAAAGACUAAAAAUGGAAAAAUACAUUUUUGAAUAAAAAGUAAUGUAAAGAAACAUAAGUCUGCCCCAAUAAACUACAAUUGAAAUUCGAAAUGCUUUGAAUAUGAGAUUGGGAGUCAUAGGACAUGAAAUGAACCACCUAACAAGCAAUCUUUCCAUUUAGUAAUAGCGGAAAGGAAGUGUGCCGAGGUUUGCCCCACACAGGUAAGAGUUUGUGUAAAACACGUUUAUUUCAACCUGACCCUUCUCCAUCCAUCUAACUGCUCUAUGGGGCUUCUGGGUAGAGCAGUGACGAAUUUCUAGUUCACUUGUCAUCAUAAAGGCCGAGGUGCGGCUGACGGCAGUCUCCCUAAUGCGUGCCCAAGCCCCCAGGGAAAGUAGUCCCCUUACUCAUCAAAGAACGUGGCCUACACACACAGCAGCUGCCGCGGCCUGGGCUACAGAGCAGGUGUCGUAGUGGUCCUCGUGGGAGGGCGACAGUGGGACACAGGCUUCACGGACCGUCGGUGGGCAGGCGGCCAAUCCGCGCAGGCCGAGGUGGCGUUGCUUCACAACACACCCUUUACAGCCCGCGUGACGUGUGCUCCUCUUCACCAAUAGCGACCCGGCGGGGUGGCGAGCCAAAAAAGUGUGCGCGAGGGCGAGAGACACGUUCCGCCCCCACCCCCGACGUCACGCGGCCACCGCCUGCCUGAGCCUGUGGGUGGGGCGGCACUGGCACCUGGGUGUUCUAGCCGCCCCUGGGGCUGAAGCUAGAUGGGGUUCGGAUGGUGGGGAAGCCUGGAAGAGGCUGGAGAGAGUCCUGGGCAUGGACUAGACGGGCAGGGAAGGAAGGUACAGGAGGAAGAAUCCCAUCCAUGGACGCUGACCCAUACAUCCUUUUCCAUAGGCUCCAUGUUUGAGCUGAUUCCUGUGAACAACAUACUGCUAGGCUGUUUUUUCAACCCAAUCUGACAAACUUUGUCUUUUAAUUAAAGUGUUACCGAAAACUGGAAAACCUGGACUGGAUUACUAACGGAAGAACCAAGUAGUACUUGGAGGUCUUGGAGGGUGGAGGUUUAUUUUACAACCGUGGGCUUAGAGGAGAGUGAUUUCCAAUGGUCUGAGCUCCAACACAGCAGUGCCAUGUCUUUUAUACAUUUACUACAAAGUUAAGUGGGGAGUCAACACCCAGAAACUAUUGCAGUAGGAGCUCGUAGGUCACUACAGGUGUAUUUAGGAUGCUAGUUAUAUUUUAAUCUAUUCUUGUAAAGGUUACCCAGAUGUGGUAUUAUAAACUAAUGGGCUUCCAUGACUAUGAUUAACAAGCUGUUCUAUACCACUGAGUCCAGAUGGGGAGGGGAUACAUUGUUACAUUGUUUUAAUCUCAAGUGCCCAAGCACCUUGUGAUUCCUUUAUAUUCUUGAAGCCUUAAAAGAAACUUUGUUUCUUUGGCUUCCUAGGUUUCCUAUCAAACACAGAGAGAGGGAGGGAUUUGAGAACUUUCUGAAUAUUACCUCAUCAUAAGAACCUAGUCCAUUUACAUUAUUACAUUAUUUUACAGUAUGUUAUCUUAUUGCUAUAUUUGCAUGUGUAUUUGAUCUCAUUCUGUGCUACUUAACAUAUUUCUGUAUUUCCUUCUUUAUCUGUUUUUUAUUUCUUUUGGAUAAAGGUUUUUCCUCCCCUAAAUCUGUAUUUUCCCUCUACUGUUUUGGAAGUUUGUAAUUGUGGUUAAAACUUACUAGCGGUUGUCAUAGGUAAGACACUGUUCUAAAUAUAAACGACUUUAUAUAAAUUCA
Molecule: messenger RNA, 6868 nt
Organism: Manis javanica (Malayan pangolin)
Lineage: Eukaryota; Metazoa; Chordata; Mammalia; Pholidota; Manidae
Source: RefSeq, a predicted model, not a curated record